AUGUAUCGUCAGUCUCUACUCGCGAUCGCGCGAAAUAACAUUACAUAUUCGACUUUCCCCGCUGGUGGCAAAUGUUUUCACCGUACGCACGGUGGUAGUGCAAAACGGGACACCUUUCGAGCAGGAUUCCCCGGAGCGGCGCUCUUCUCCUCGUACAAACGCGCCAAGGUGCAAGGAGGUGCAAAGAGGUGCACCAGGUGAUUCUCCAGACAGAUAUCCCCGGGAAGCAUGACUUCAAAAGUGAUUUGGUUCUUCACCCUGAUGUGCCUGGCUGCCGAAAGUCUCGGGAAGCCGACGAUCUACAAGAGGAACGAGGACAACAUCUUCGAGCCCGUAAUGGUACCUGUAUCGUCCACGGUGAUUCCACUACCAGUUUAUAAAGUCGAAUAUGGUUUUGAUUUCAUAUCGAAGGACAAGAAGGCCCAGUCUGCUUUCAAACCGGAUGGCGUACUAAAAUUAAUUACAGUGAAGAAGAGCUACGAGAAGAAAGCGUAAUGUAACGUUGUUGUCUGCUAACAUCGCCAUAUUCGUGGAUAAUCAACGUUGACCUAAUUGCGAUCACGAUGGAUUUAUUUCAUGCCAAAUCAGGAUUAUAGAGAGGCUAACGAACAGUAAUAAUUUUGCAAGAACUGCCAUAAAUAUCGUAACUUAUGUACUGUAAAGGCACUUUGAGAUGACUGUACAGCUUUGGUAUCAGUUUAAGAAAUGCUUACCUUACAGAUUCUUACACUAUUAUUACGGCAAACGAAUUGCCUCGUCGAUAUACCUGAUCAACUCACAACCUACAGUCAAACUCGGUAUCUCCGUUUGUGAUUUUGUUUCAUCAAAGGAUAAUCCACUGUCUAAAGUCAUUCUGAAAAUCAGUUUCUAGGUCGAGUUCAGCACAGCGGUUCAAAGCUUGAAACCAAAAACUAGUUUACCCUCCAGCGUGUCAACGCCGACGCUAAGAGGAACAGAUAUAGAUUCAUGUUCACUGUUUAUAUCUCCUACAACCCCGGAAUCAAUAAUUUCAUCUAAAUUCGUUAAAAAUAUAAACAGCGAGUACGAACCAUAGUGCACAAU
Molecule: messenger RNA, 1062 nt
Organism: Orussus abietinus
Lineage: Eukaryota; Metazoa; Arthropoda; Insecta; Hymenoptera; Orussidae
Exons: 3
Coding region: 229-495 (88 amino acids)
Source: RefSeq, a predicted model, not a curated record